Mytilus trossulus (common blue mussel) is the source of this 798-nucleotide messenger RNA. Its product is annotated as UPF0547 protein C16orf87 homolog. The transcript is spliced from 5 exons. The record is from RefSeq and is a predicted model, not a curated record. Bases 29 to 613 code for a protein of 194 amino acids. NCBI's taxonomy places the organism in Eukaryota, Metazoa, Mollusca, Bivalvia, Mytilida, Mytilidae.
CGAUCAUCCGAAUCUUCCGGUCAAAACAAUGGUUCGAGGAAAUUUUAGAAGGAAAAGUUUAGACAGACAAGCUAUUGUUAAAACAUGUCCAAAUUGUGAAAAACAGAUUCCUGUUGCAUGUAAAACCUGUGGCUGUGGUCAUAAAUUUAUCACUAAAAGCAGGGCAAACUCAUUACCAAGUGUGAAAACUGAAGAUGAAGAUAGUAGUAUUGUGAAGAUAAGAAGAACAGAGAGAACAAGAAGAGAGAGACCAGAUUAUUUCAAUCCUCUUUUACUAGAAAAUGCUGUUAAAAGACCUAGGAAAAAGUCACAGCCUUCAACAACUACACCAGUGAAACCCGAAGAACCCCCUUCUGAUGAACCCCCUAAAAAGAAACGUGGAAGACCCAAAGGUGCCCCAAAUAAACCCAGAAGUCAAUUAUUAGAUACAAAUAAAUUGAUAAAAGAAGAAUCAGAUUAUGAAGAAGAUAAAAUUGAAAAUGAAAAUGAAGUCGAAGAAGAGGAGGAAAUAGACAUGUAUGCAGAUAUGCCACAAGAAAGAAUGAAACAAUUCAGUUUUAUAUUGGGUGAUCUAAACAGGAAGUUCCUUGGCCAAGGGACACAACCCAGAUGAAAACAAUAAAAUAGUGUUAGAAGAAAAACAACCUGAAAAGACUGAGCUAUUCAUGCAGGACAUGAAUGAACAUUGAGAAUUGAAAAAAAAACAUUUUAAUUGUCUGGAAUAAUUUGCCUUCAAAGGGUAGAAAAAGAUGUUGUACAUCAGUAUUUUACCAAGAAUAUAUAAAAAUAAAAUAUUCU